UCCUUUUCUUCUUCUUCUUGUUGCUCUUCUGAGAAAAUCUUUUUGACCACAUGCUAAAAUCUGCGAAUACAAGUAAAACCAUUUUUGUUUCCUUUCAUUCGAUUAUUAUUUUGUUUUACAUAGUUUCUGACAGUUGUUCAUAUUCCAUUUCUUGUUUCUCUGUUUUGCUUUGAAUAUAACUCUUACUUGGUUUCAACGCUUUCUUCUUCUUCUUCUUCAGUUCUUAGUAUUUGUUCGUACCCGUACUAUUGAUUUGUAAGGUUCUGAUUUUGAUUGAGAAAGCUUAAACUUCAUAACAGAAUGGUUUCGGCUGAUAAUAAUGGUAAAGAUGAAAUCGAGGAAUGUAACAAUAAUGGAAGUAAAGCCAAUGAGUUUACUUCCAUAGAUAUUUCAAGUUCUCGAAGAGCUAUGGUGACGGAUGAAAAUCCUGGUAGAAAGUUCCCGAGCACAUUGAGUGCUAUUCCUAAUAGGAUCAACUUCUUCAAAAUCGGUUCUGCGUCUGCCAAAUUCAAGCGUCUUGCCACUCAGAUGGACCAGGCUUCACAAUCUGUGCCUUCUCCGAGUUCACAUAGCUUAAGAGAACGCUUCAAGCACAUGUUUUCAAAGAAACUCGACUGGGAUUCGAUGAAGAAGAUGACAAUAGAAUGGAUUAGGAAUCCAAUGAACAUGGCCCUUUUUGCGUGGAUCUUAUGUGUUGCUGUUUCAGGUGGAAUCCUGUUCCUUGUCAUGACUGGUAUGUUGAAUGCUGUGAUUCCAAAGAAGUCGGCAAGGAAUGCGUGGUUUGAAGUAAACAAUCAAAUACUCAAUGCUCUGUUUACACUGAUGUGUUUGUACAAGCAUCCGAAGUUAUUCUACCACCUUGUACUUCUGUGCCGAUGGAAUUCAAAAGAUAUCGCCAAACUUAGAAAGGAGUACUGCAAGAAUGGAACUUAUAAGCCUCAUGAAUGGAAACACAUAAUGGUAGUGGUAAUUCUCGGUCAUGUGAACUGUUUCGCUCAGUAUGCACUUUGCGGUCUAAACUUAGGUUAUAAAAGAUCUGAGCGCCCGGCCAUUGGUGUUGGAAUAUGUAUAACUUUUGCGAUCGGUGCACCUGCAAUUGCUGGUCUAUAUACAAUCCUUAGUCCUCUAGGUAAAGAUUAUGAUUCUGGAUCAGAUGAAGAAUCGCAGGUUGAAAUUGCUGCUGCUCAAAAGAAAGAGCAGAUGAGAUUGAAAUCAUUUGAGAGGAAAUAUUCAUUUGCAACAAAAAAUCAACUAAGAACAGUCGAAAAUAGACCAAAGUGGAGUGGUGGAAUACUUGACAUUUGGGACGAUAUCUCUCAAGCAUAUUUAUCACUUUUCUGUACUUUUUGUGCAUUUGGUUGGAAUAUGGAGAGACUUGGCUUUGGAAACAUGUAUGUUCACAUUGCCACUUUUAUGCUUUUCUGUAUGGCCCUUUGGAUUUUCAUCUUGGCUGCUGUUAAUAUUGAGGAUGACACUGUUAGGCAAUGUCUAGUAGGUGCUGGGAUUGUUCUAUGUUUUUUCGGUAUGCUCUAUGGUGGUUUUUGGAGGAUCCAAAUGAGAAAGAGGUAUAAUUUGCCUACUUAUGACUUCUGUUUCGGCAAGCCUGCGGUUUCGGAUUGCAUACUUUGGCUAUUCUGUUGUUGGUGCUCUCUUGCUCAAGAAAUGCGAACGGGGGAUGCCUAUCAUAUCGUAGAUGAUAAAUUCUUCAGCAAAGAAAUUAACACUGUUGACCAACCGCCGAUUUCACCUCUGCGCCGCGAAGGUGUGUCAUCAACCAAAUCUGGGACAAGUUCUCCUCUUGGUGUCAACUCGUCUCCUUCUACUUUCAAACCGUCAAGUCCUCUAAGUUCUAACAGUUUCUUUAUGGAAUAUCAUAGUCCAGAUGGUCCACUAUCUUCCGUAAAAGAAGAGCUUUCUGAAAAAGAUAAAGAUGUAACAAUGAUUCCACCAACUCCGCCGGUGAUACAAAGAGAAUCUCCUUAGUCCCUAAAGAUAGAAGCUCGAAAUCCUUUCUACUUGCCAAUUGCUAUUUAUAUAUGGCAUUUUAUGUGAUGGUCUAUUCAAUUUUGAGUUCUGUGCCUCUGAACUCAUGGUUUUACUCAUUCGGUAUGCUCCUACUCAUGUAUAUGGACCGUGUAUUUGAGGAGGCACGUUUUAGCUGGCUGACUAUCAGCUGCAUGUAAUUGAAAUCAAAGUACUUUCUUGUUUGAGGCUUUCUUUACAUCCAUUGAAAUGAUUGUAGAGAGCAUUGUACAGUACAUUCUUAAGUGUGUGUUCCUUCUUGUGAGUACAAUUUAUGACUGGAUAUGCAACCAGGUUUUGUUUCCAAUUUGUUUAUAUUGGAUGAAUUCUUGCUUGCACAGCUUUUCUGGUUCUAUCCAAGAAACAGGCUGCAUAGUUUGUAUGAAAGACACAUGCAUGAAUUUGUUGAUUCACCUGGUUUAUGGAAAGUUAAUACAUCAUUUUAUGAUUUGUGCA
Medicago truncatula (barrel medic) is the source of this 2478-nucleotide messenger RNA. RefSeq lists its product as uncharacterized. NCBI's taxonomy places the organism in Eukaryota, Viridiplantae, Streptophyta, Magnoliopsida, Fabales, Fabaceae. Gene Ontology annotation, biological process: sesquiterpene biosynthetic process. Gene Ontology annotation, molecular function: cyclase activity. The record is from RefSeq and is a predicted model, not a curated record.